This is a messenger RNA of Procambarus clarkii (red swamp crayfish), 402 nucleotides long. RefSeq lists its product as uncharacterized. Gene Ontology annotation, biological process: signal transduction; protein phosphorylation. Gene Ontology annotation, molecular function: ATP binding; protein kinase activity. Gene Ontology annotation, cellular component: cytoplasm. Lineage: Eukaryota; Metazoa; Arthropoda; Malacostraca; Decapoda; Cambaridae. The record is from RefSeq and is a predicted model, not a curated record.
AUGGAGCGUCUUGGGGCUCACGACGUGGCGCAGCUCCUGAGGAACGAGAUAAAAACUCUGGGGUCUGGCGGCUACGGUACAGUGACCCUUGUUAACUGGCACGGAGAGCAGGCCGCACUUAAAGUGGCCAACUGUGCUGACCCCGCUAACAGCUUCAAGCGCGAAGCCCAAGUGCUGUCGGCGCUGAAGGGGGCUGGCGGCGCGCCCCUCCUACUGGGGGUGUCCCACGACUCCCCAGCUCUUCUCACGACAUAUAAAGGGGACACCAACCUGGACAACGUUAUAUGCGACCCACGAUACGACGUAGUGCAGAUUGGGUUCAAGAUUGGACUAAAAUUACUACAUAUCCACACAAAAGGCUAUAUCCACAAUGAUAUAAAACCGGAUAAUGUUAUGAUUUAA